Molecule: messenger RNA, 4883 nt
Organism: Asterias rubens (European starfish)
Lineage: Eukaryota; Metazoa; Echinodermata; Asteroidea; Forcipulatida; Asteriidae
Product: CREB-regulated transcription coactivator 1-like
Exons: 13
Coding region: 14-2014 (666 amino acids)
Biological process (GO): positive regulation of transcription by RNA polymerase II; protein homotetramerization
Cellular component (GO): cytoplasm; nucleus
Molecular function (GO): cAMP response element binding protein binding
Source: RefSeq, a predicted model, not a curated record
UUUACGUUGCAAAAUGACGAGCCCGCGGAAAUUUGCCGAGAAAAUAGCCCUUCACAACCAAAAGCAGGCCGAAGAAACGGCUGCUUUUGAUCAGAUUAUGAAAGAGGUUUCAAAUGUAUCAAGGCAACCAUCACCACACAGCCAUAUAGGACAUAAAUCUCACCAUUUACAGCUUGCUCCAACGUUAGGAGCCUACAGAGGAGGUUCCUUGCCGAAUGUUAACCAAUUAGGAAAUAAUUCUAUAGAUUUACAGAAUGCAUUACAUAGUUUAGAAGAUAUAAAAGCUGCAACGACCAGGUCACCUGUUGGAGAUAGAGUUUAUCGUUCACAUCAACGGAGUGGUAGCGGCCAUAGAUCAAGGCACGACACAGCACCAUACCAGACACCUUAUCUGUCACCGCCAAGUGAUACAAGUUGGAGAAGAACGAACUCUGAUUCAGCGCUUCACACGAGUGUGAUGGCACCAAUUGAUCCAUUCCAGAGUCAUGGAAGUAUGUCGCCUGGCUCCCACAGAAGAGAAAUGGUAUUGGAUCACUCAGGUAACACGUUGAAAAAUCCCAUGUGGGAUGCAAAGAAGCAAAUGCAGUCGAGGCCCAGGUCAUGUGAGGUACCAGGAAUCAGUAUCUGCAUGUCGUCGGACCAGACAGAGACUGAAUCCAGCAGUGAACCCAUUCCUAUCUCCAACAAUACCGGUUCCUUGCCAGACCUCACCAACCUGCACAUCCCUUCACCGCUGCCCACCCCUCUGGAUCCAGAGGAUCAGCAGGUAACCAGCUUCAACCACGGAGGGGGUAGCCCCACUAACCUCUCCAGCAGUAUGCCAUCGCCGACACAUCUCAGUAUGGCUCCUACGAAUCACACACAGGUGGUAGGAAGUCCACACAGUCCACAGAUAAGUCCGCAGGUCAGUCCACAAAUGCAGAGGAGACACAUGAGCAAUCCGGGCAGUCCCUUGGGGAUACAUGCACCCAAUGAACAGCAGAGGCGGCAACAUCAACAACAACAUCAACAACAACAUAGACAACAUCAACAACAACAACAACAUUUACAACAGCAGCAGCAGCAACAACAACAAGCACAGCAGGUACAACAACAGCAGCAGCAACAAGCACAACAGGUACAACAACAACAACAACAACAGCAGCAGCAGCAACACUUCAUCCAGCAGGGAAUUUCAUUGGACCAUCAGACACAUCAUCAACAACAACAACAAUUGGGGAAAUAUUCUCAGCAGAUGUACCAACAGGGCCAAGCCCAGGCACAACAACCACAGGCAACUCCUACUCUUACCUUGGAUAUGAAUAAGGCGGGCCUGCAAUACAGGGAGGGUAAAGUAGUGGUCAGCACCUCCUGCACCUCACCUACCUCGCCCGUCUCCAACCCCCAAUACUCCCCGUCCCCCGCCCACUCGCCCUCAGCCACAGCGCCCCAGGCGUCGCCCACCAAUAAAGCAUUGACGGACGCCUACUACCAGCAGCUGCAACACCAGUUUGAGCAGUGCAGCAUGUUACCGCAGGAUGCAGGGUCGCCCACGCCAGGGCAGCAGUUAACGUAUAAUCCACAGGAUCUGUACUGCCAGGGUUUAACCAACCAUCAGUUGAGCGAGGCCGAGCAGGCGUUAUUUUUCCCGCCGGGCGCGUUCUACGGCCAGGCCUACAUGCAAGACCUGACCGGUAGUCAGGAGCUGCUCCAGCCAAACAAGCCGCCCCCGGCCUACCCCCAGUCCCUGUUCAUGCAGCCCACGCACUCUCCCAAUGCCGGCAACAUCCCCGACAUCAUCCUGACAGGUGGGUUGACUGACGGAACCGGUGAGUCGCCACCCCGUCAAGACUUUGCCAAAGAAAUAAGCAAUGCCAUGGCUGGCGUAGACAAUUUUGACCCCUUGUUUUCAACGGACGGCUUCAAGCUGGACCCCCUAGAUCUAGACAGCCUUCAAAUGCUGACGGACAAUGAUAUGGUCGCUGAUCAAGCCACAGAAGAUUCAUUCCGGCUGGACAGGCUGGAUCGGCUCUAGCACUGACCGCCUUGGCGGUCAGAUGGCGAAAGCCACAAGACAGUUACAGUUUGUUUUUUCUUUCUCGGACGGCGAGAGUAGUGAGCUGUCGGAAAUCAAUCCAAAGUAUUGGUACAAAAAUCAAAAAAGGAGGACUGCAGUCGGGGAGUUUUCAGCGAGAAGUGGAAAGAACGACUCCAAGGGCAUUCAAGCAGGUCAGCUGUAUUGAUUGGGUGGGGGCAACAGUAGCGACAUAACAUGGAGCGUUUCACUACUACACGGACAGGCUGCUGGACCAGCUUGAGCACUGAUUGAUAUAUUGGGCCGAGACGGAUUCUAUACAAUCAACAAUCUUCAAAGGCUUGUCAAGAAUGCUCUCUCUCUCCCAAGACAGUGCGGAUGAAUUCACACCGAGUGCAGCAAUGAAAAACCGUCAAAGAAUUCAAAACCUUCAGACUGGACGUCACGUGGCAGGUACAAGCAUUGUCCAUCAAAGCACCAUCGUCCACAGAAGCACCGUCGUAUGCAGCCAACUUGGUUUGAGCAGACAAGAUCAUAAAUUUGCGAAUCACAUUUUAAGUGUUGCUUUGAUGAAAUUGGUUCCCAAACUGAACAUUGUGUUUGGGAUGUUCGGGAUUGUAGAAAUGUAAGCACAUAAUUGUGGUAAGCAAGGUUUUUUUUAACCAUAGCUGCUCUUUGACCUCAGGCACUGGUUGUAACUUCAACAAAUCUCUUGAGCUGUGCUUUUUUGGGGGAUCGUAAGAAGUAAGGACAUAAUUUAGAGGUUUACGGUUCCACCAUGUGAAAAUCUCUCUUGAGUAGUGCGCUGGUUCUGAAAAGGUUCUGUUUCAAUUGGUGUGCUCUGAUCGUCUUCGGGAUCAUCCUUUGUUAAGACGGUACAAUGUAGUUUCCUGAACCAAAUGACUUUAAAGAGAAUGGGAGGAUUAUGGAAGAUGUUUCUCAAGAUUGUUGGAAAGGGAAGAUGAAAGGUUAGUUAAGAUGGAGAAAAUCAGGAGGCAAGCUGGUGUGAGAUUUAGAUCGAAAUGAAGAGUGCCUGAGGCGGAUCGACCAGGAGCGUAGAAUGCCCGUAGUUUUUCAAAAGAAUCCGGCGUUGAUAUUCCUUAUUUUUGGUGUUUGGUUUAGAAAGUAAAAACAAAAAAGAAUAUCCGUAGAGUGGGAUUUUUUUGAACAACUUUCACGACAACCCAAAAGCUCAGGAGAAUGUUUCUGUAAAUAUAAAAAAAAAUGGAAAAGUGUACAAAGUUUUUUUUUUAUAUGGUAGAGUGGAGAAAUGAUGGUAAACCUAUGAUUGAAAAAACCAUUGCCAGAUUUUGUGAUAUGUUCAUUCCAAGUUUAAACCAGGAUACUGCUAUUUUUUUUUCUGUGUGUUUUUUUCGUGUUGUGGGGUCGUAAAUCACAUUGGUUUGGGUGACUGGAAAAAUUUAACUCGUAAGAUUGAUGCAUGGGAUGUACAUGUAGGACACUAAAUGAAGUCAAGAAAAUUAUCUCCUUCCAUCAGAUGGAGUUUGCAUAAGCCAAAAAAUAGUAUUGUGGAGGUUUUCAGAGUCUUAAGUAUUUAGAAUGGAUCGCUCUUGGGGAUCCAGUCCUCGUAAGGAAACUAGAGUUCGUUAUGUGAGCAAAAUAACCCAUCCAAUCCAGGCUUAAGUAUUAUAGUUAAUUCCAUAGAUAGUCUCUCUAUUGUAUGACCGUUCAAUGUUUCAUCCUGCAAUACAAUCAAGGGUUGAAUGCAGUACAACAUUUGGACUACCACACACCACCAGAGACCAGUUUCAUGGCUCUGCUUGCCAGACGCUCAAAAUCAGCUCUUACGGAACCAGGAAAUUUUGCGCUUACGUCUAGCACAUUUCACUGGUAAGCUAGGAACGUUUUCUUGUGCGCGUGCAUACUGUACGUUACUAGAGCUUGCGCAGAAAUUUGGUGCUUACAUAGUAAGCGGAUAAUGGUGAUUGUUAGCACAGAAUUUUGUGCAUAAGCAGAACCAUGAAAUUGGGCCCUAUGCAGCUGAGUGGGAUGGGAAUUGUCAGUCAACUUAACAGCAAACAUCGGAAAGUGGGAUGGUUAACAAAUAUACUGAGGAGCAAGUUUGAGUGCGCACCAUGGUAGGUUAACUUAAGGUCAACUAUUUUGACUCCAACCAAGGCUGGCCAACCAUUUGUUGACGACUGUGGUCGAUCAUUUGGAACCAGCCUCAUGACCGUGGUUGCAUCCAUGGUCGUGAACGCCUGUUCCAUGUGUAAAACUCAGAAGGGAAGCAGUGACACUAACGAAAAGGCUGAAAGCAAUGAGAGUGUUGAAUACUGUACCCAUGGUUGACCGAACGAGUCAGUGGAGUGAGUACAUCACGGGUCGACUAAAAAGUGCUCACUCGAACUUGCUCAAGGCUGGACAUCUAGAUCUCAUUUGUCGCUAUCUCUUGAUGGGUUUCUGUGUGAGCUGCAGUCGGAUUGUUAAAAAGUAUUAAGUGGUGUAGCUUUGAAGCACAGCACCGUGCGUCUUUCAGUUGUUUUUAUUAUGCUGUGAUGAGAAUAAUAAUAGUAAUGGUAAAGACUUGUAAUGUGCACAUAUCCAGCCUGCUGGGUGUUCAAGGCGCAGGAAUGUCUCGGUCUAGAACAGGGGCUGGUUUCAAUACGUUGGUGACGAGGUUCCGACCCUUGAGUUGCCAGAAGGUCGACUCAUUCUUCACCCGAGCAGGGACACAAAGUGAAAAACUAUAACCAGGGUUUGCUCUUGAACUGUUUCAGUGACUACAAUCCUGGCCAUAUCUCGUUGGGCCCCCGCCGCUGGCCCCCGUUCAAUGUUGGUUCUAAUUGUGAUGUAUGCACUCUAGCUGGGGUUAACAACAUUGACGGGGGGGGGGGGGGUGUUUUUG